GAGUCGGGGGAGGAGGCCGUCGCGGGGGCCGGCGCCGGAGUCAGGGCUAGGUCUGCGGGGUCUACAGAGAGCUGGAUCAGCUGCGAUCUUGUGCGCCCCGGCCUGCGCGCACCCGCUGCUCUGGGAUCACCCGGCUGAGGCGGCUGCGAGAGGCUAGGGGGGUGGGCGAAGGAAGGCCAGGAGGGCGCGGGCGCCCUGUGAGCGGAGCAGGGGUGAAGUGGCCGGGGGCCGGGACGCCAUGUCCAUGGAGGACCCCUUCUUUGUGGUGAAAGGAGAGGUACAGAAAGCAGUCAACACUGCCCAGGGACUGUUCCAGAGAUGGACAGAGCUCCUCCAAGACCCCUCCACAGCAACCCGGGAAGAAAUCGAUUGGACCACCAACGAGCUGAGAAACAACCUCCGAAGCAUAGAGUGGGAUCUUGAGGACCUCGAUGAAACCAUCAGCAUAGUUGAAGCAAAUCCUAGAAAAUUCAACCUUGAUGCAACCGAGCUGAGUAUAAGAAAAGCCUUCAUUACCAGUACGCGGCAAGUUGUCCGGGACAUGAAGGAUCAGAUGUCCACUUCAUCUGUGCAGGCGUUAGCUGAAAGGAAAAACAGACAGGUCCUGCUGGGAGACAGUGGUGGGCAGAACUGGAACUCCAGAACCACCGAUAAAUAUAGCCGCCUGGACCGCGAGCUCCAGCUAGCCAAUUCCCAUUUCAUCGAGGAGCAGCAGGCACAACAGCAGCUGAUCGUGGAACAGCAGGAUGAGCAGUUGGAGCUGGUCUCUGGCAGCAUCGGGGUGCUGAAGAACAUGUCCCAGCGCAUCGGAGGGGAGCUGGAGGAGCAGGCAGUCAUGUUGGAUGAUUUCUCCCACGAGUUGGAGAGCACCCAGUCUCGACUGGACAACGUGAUGAAGAAGCUUGCAAAAGUAUCCCACAUGACCAGUGAUCGGCGCCAGUGGUGUGCCAUCGCCGUCCUCUUCGCGAUCCUGCUGGUUGUGCUAGUCCUCUUCUUAGUGCUGUGACGCCGGCCGCUGUGGUGCCUCCUGCACUGGAACCCAGGGAGGAGGAGACGUGGCGUGAGCAGCUCUGCCCACUCCUUGCACCCCUCUCCGGAAACACAGCCUGCACUGACUUUUCUCUCCGUGACCCACAAGAGAUGGCUCCUCUGUCCCAAAGGCGGAAGGGCAAGUGGAAGAGGAAGUCGCCGACUGCACACUCCUGGCUCGCCGCCUCCCUGCAGACAGCUCGUCACUGCUUUGCCUGUGGGCCUGGCUCCUUGGGGGGGGGGGGGGCGAGAUGUCCAGAGAAACUCCGAUUCAGUCGUGUGUGCUGUUGCUCACCCACCCAUCUUCGGCAGCUCUUUGUUCCUGCUUAGACCCUUCCCCUGCUCGGCUGGCACCGCCACUCGGUGGAAAGAAGCCAGUGGGGAUGAGGACGUGGGUCCCACUCACGUUUCACUGUGGCUUUCCUCGGCCCUCGAGUUGAUUGUU
This is a messenger RNA of Condylura cristata (star-nosed mole), 1474 nucleotides long. It is a transcript of the gene STX6, whose product is annotated as syntaxin 6. Gene Ontology annotation, cellular component: membrane. Gene Ontology annotation, biological process: intracellular protein transport; Golgi vesicle transport. Lineage: Eukaryota; Metazoa; Chordata; Mammalia; Eulipotyphla; Talpidae. The transcript is spliced from 8 exons. Gene Ontology annotation, molecular function: SNAP receptor activity. Bases 239 to 1006 code for a protein of 255 amino acids. The record is from RefSeq and is a predicted model, not a curated record.